Diachasma alloeum is the source of this 4945-nucleotide messenger RNA. RefSeq names its product guanine nucleotide exchange factor subunit Rich (gene Rich). Gene Ontology annotation, molecular function: protein binding. Bases 273 to 4559 code for a protein of 1428 amino acids. Lineage: Eukaryota; Metazoa; Arthropoda; Insecta; Hymenoptera; Braconidae. Gene Ontology annotation, biological process: intracellular protein transport; retrograde transport, endosome to Golgi. The transcript has 7 exons. The record is from RefSeq and is a predicted model, not a curated record. Gene Ontology annotation, cellular component: Golgi membrane; Ric1-Rgp1 guanyl-nucleotide exchange factor complex; cytosol.
UCGUGUGUCGUGUUGUUCUGUUCAGUUUUGUGUGUUGUUCUGAUCAUCUGUCAAAGUCUCUUGCUCCAGUGAAUUAUCGAAUCUCAGAAGAGUGUAACAGUAACUACCGCCCCUAGACCCCAAACAAUUCCUCAGAUGUUCGAAAUCCCUCCCAACAAUCAAAUCAUUGGAACCUCCACCCACUGACCCACCUCUCAGUCUAACCUCCCCAAUCAUGUGACCAACAAAUCCAAUAGACUCAAUUAAACCUCCCUCAAUAAAGCUCACAAAAAAUGUUCUUUCCACUCGGCUGGCCACGAGUCCUGAACACCCCCUCAUCCUCUUCCAUCACUGCGAUCACCUGCAACCGUGACAAGAUCCUCUUCGCGAUUCUGACCCGUUCCUCCCUAGCCAUCUGGUAUUGUAAGCCCUGUGUGCCCAUCGUCUUCAGCAGGCGAACCGACGACUGCAUAGAUAAAUACGGCGAGAAUACUCUAGUGCAAUGGCGACCGGACUCCUCGAUGCUGGUGGUCGCCACCUCGGACAGUUACCUCCUCUUCUAUCGUCUGACAGACACCUCUGGAGAGUCGAGAGGUCUCUACGAGCAGAAGGACUCGCCUGUGACGAGUUUGCGGAGAGACUCUGCGGAGCUCUUCAUUAAGGAAGUCAUACCCUCUUUGAGUCUGGUGUUUGUCAUGCCAGUGUGGAUCGAUGGGGGAAUCAGUUCACUGGUUUGCAUCAGAGAUGAGCUGAUGGUCGCCACGAAGACGAGUCACAUAGUGAGACAACGGUGGGAGGGUACUGCCAAUCGAGAUUACUCCCUCGACCUCAGGAGAAUCCCGUUUAGCAUAGAUCAACAAGUUUCAACCCCCGCUCUGCCAAUCACUGAGAACAACGUUCAUGUAACUGAUAUAGAGUACUCUCCACUGGUCGGGGGAUUCGCCAUUGUCCUCAGCAAUGGAAAAGCAGCAUUUUUAACCGCCCAAUCACUCAAGUUCGAUCCCAAUCAGGUCCAGGGGAUCUGGGCUAGAUACCUGGAGGAUGCGACUUGUGCUGCUGUCAAUCAUAAAUACAGACUGAUUGCAUUUGGAAGAGAAAAUGGAGAGGGAGUGGUGUACUAUGUAGAUGAGACUACUGGGGCGCUUGAGGUGUCCCAUGUGCUGAAUUUGUCCUCGAAGGACUAUCCGGGAAAGCCUGGAAGGGUCAAGUGUAUAAGGUGGACUCCUGACAGCUGUGCCAUCGCGCUAGCUUGGGAGAGUGGGGGCUUGGCUAUAUGGAGCACUUUUGGGGCCCUGUUGUUGUGUACGUUAAAGUGGGAUUACGGACUACAUGUGGACCUGGGGAGGGACAAUCCUCUGCAGGUCAGGACUAUGGAGUGGAGUGCUGAGGGGUAUCAACUGUGGAUGCUCAGGGAAUCACCUGGGGGGAGCGAUGGAGAGCAGAAUGGGAAUGGGGAGGGAGGUGGUGGGAGAAAGUCUGUGGUGCAGCUGGACUUCGUGAAGAGCCCGUUGACUGUGAAUCCUUGCAUGGGACAUGGGCACUUGUAUCUUCAAGGAGAGGAUCGUCUUUACUUGAAUUUGGGAGGCGUAUCAGCAAACACCCCCGGCUUUCACCUGACCAAUGACAUGCCAAAUGAUUCAUCAUCACAAACGCUGGCUGGAUCGAAGCAGUGGCUCGUGGUCCCAAUCCCCAGCACCUACACAGGCUCCAAUUGGCCGAUUAGAUAUACUGCGAUAGAUAACGAGGGGUUGAGCAUAGCUGUGGCUGGGAGAACUGGUCUGGCUCAUUACUCAUUGCAAUCCAGGAAGUGGAAGCUAUUUGGGAAUGAAACCCAGGAGAGGGACUUUAUCGUCACUGGAGGACUGCUCUGGCAUCGAGGGUUCAUGAUAGCCAGCAGUUAUUCGUUACUGGAGGACAAGGAUGAGAUCAGGAUUUAUCCGAGGGAUACGAGGCUGGAUAAUAGCUAUGUCAGGACCUUUAGAAUGCCUUCUCAGGUGCUUCUUUUGAAUACUAUGAAGGAAAGACUUCUAACGUUCUGUGCUAAUGGACAAGUCAGUAUUUUUGAUAUGGCACUGCAAGGGGAAGAAGGUUCAGGAAGUAUCGAGUUGACUCGCACCCAGACAGUCGACAUUUCUGGUCUCUGCGUGCACCCAGCCUGCGUAGUCAGUGCCACUCUUACGACAAUCCGUGCAGAGACAGCUGGAAGCCACCCACACCCAGAGAGUCUCCUCCUGAACGUUUCUGGCCGCCUCCUGAUGGUCCAACGGGAGCACUGCACAGACACUCCUGACGUUCUUUUCACCUGUUCCGCCCCAAAUGUCCUGGCCUCUUGCGUGGAAAAUGUCUGGGUGCCCUCCCGCUCCCGGCGCGAUAAGCCACACCUCACAGAGGCCCUUUGGCUCUUCUGCGGAGCCCACGGCAUGCGCGUCUGGCUUCCUCUCUUCCCCCGCAAUCACCAGGACAACGCUCACACGUUCAUGUCCAAACGAAUCAUGCUCCCCUUCCACCUUCGCAUCUAUCCUUUAGCUAUUCUCUUCGAGGAUGCAAUUCUCCUCGGCGCCGAGAACGACACAGUCCUCUAUACCUCAGACACCAACUCCCCCUUCUCCCUCCCAUUCUCCCUUCUCGAAUUGACGUCCCAGGUAUACCUCCACCAGAUCCUGCGUCAAUUAAUCCACAGGAACCUUGGCUUUCAUGCCUGGGAGAUCGCCAGAUCCUGCGCAGCACUUCCUUACUUCCCUCACUCACUGGAGCUGCUCCUUCACGAGGUCCUGGAGGAAGAGGCGACGAGUAAAGAGCCUUUACCCGAUGCUCAACUCCCGUCAGUGGUGGAAUUCAUCAGGGAAUUUCCGGGGGUUUGGGCCAGAGCUGUUGUUCAGUGCGCCAGGAAAACUGAGAUUGCUCUUUGGCCUUACCUCUUUUCGGUCGCUGGAUCACCAAAGAAACUUCUUCAGGAUUGUCUGCAGAGACAGCAGCUGGACACUGCUGCGAGUUAUUUGAUAAUUCUUCAGAACUUGGAGCCUUCGACCGUUAGUCGGCAGCAUGCGACGCUGUUGCUGGACGCCGCUUUGGAGCAAGGAAGGUGGGAGCUGAGUAGAGACUUAGUGAGGUUCCUUCGCGCCAUAGACCCCAACGACGUUGAUUCCCCCCGAAACUCUUGGGGAGGAUCUGCAAAACUCGCUGGACCCCCUCCAACGCCUCCAGUUUCUCCCCACGAGGAGGAUCUUUCCCUGGUCCUCGGAACCAUGCAGGUAUCCAGGAGCAGGAGUUACAGCACAACUGUGACUCCGAAAGUUCAGUACGAUGGAUCAUCGAAGGAUCCCACCCCAGGUGCUUCGAUGCUCGAGAAAACCAGGAACGCAGUGAUGGGAAGGAAGAAGUCCCUUCCUAGUGUCAAAGCUGAGAAGACUGAGAGUAAAGAGGGAUCUGCUGAGGAGUUUUUCAUCGAUGUAAUCCUCCAGAGACAUGCGAGACGAUUAUUAUCAGCUAGGAGACUUGCUGAUCUGGGGAGAUUUGCAGCUAGAUUGGAUUUCCACCUGGUAACCUGGCUGGCGAGGGAGAGGGAGCGAGCAGCGAGGAUUGAUGACUUCGUGGUGGCCCUAAAAGCUGUUCAUGAGGACUUUUCAUUUCCCUAUCCAACGGUGUCACUAUCGAAUCUCCAGAAGUUUCGGAAAGCGAGUCAUGUGUCGUUGAGGUCGAGGUCUGUGAGCUUGGAGAUGCCUGAGGGUCAGAGUCCGGAGCCAGUGCAGAGUUUCGUGGAUCUGCCUCCUGACAGUGGGUACACAAGCCUGCCGAGUUCUAGACCUCCUUAUGGAAGCCUAGUGUCACCUGUGGCGAGUCUGGAGACUCAGUUUCCAGUUGCUGAGGCCAAACUGACCCCUCGGAUGCUUCAGGAUGCUACUAGUGUACUCAGUGAUACUUCUACCAAUUGGAGGGAUGAUGUGGAGUCUAUUGUGGGGACGGUUUGUUGGGUGGAUCCCGUAGAACCUACUGAGGUUCACUCUGCUUCACCUUGUGGUCCGAGUAGCAGGGCUGAAGUGCAACUGAGAUAUUUGCUCCAGCUGUUUCUGGAAGCCGGAUGUGUUGGUUGGGCUGCAGUACUUGCCACAAUCCUCAGGGAUCUUUCAGCAAUGGCGAGAAGCAUCAGAGCAGCACACGCCCCCAUGCAAACUCUCGAGAGCAUCAUUAACCUGAGAGAUGGUCUCCUGAUGCUGACAAAAUGGUCUAAUUCAGAAUGCCUAGGCUACAGAAAUUUCACCUCAGGACUGCAGGCCCAAACUUCAUUAUUGAAUCGUCUCAUUGUGGUGAAGCAGCAGCAGCAAGCCCAGCAUCUCCAGGAGCACCAUCCGGAGGUGCCGGCCAGUCCUGCCCCAAGUCCUGCUCCCUCGUUCGCCAGCAAUCAGAGGGGCAACGUCAGCAGGUCCAGAAGAUCAUCUGCUAGUCAUGCCAGCACUACCACCACGACCCUCGAGGAGGAGAGGGGAGAGGUCUUCGAAGAGGAGAGUGGGUUCAGGGGGAGUUAUGGGAAUCUCAGCGGCGUGGAGAAGGAAGCAAACUCACAGAGUUGCAGUGUUUCGUAAAAAAAUGGGUGAGGUUUUAGAAAUACAGUUGUUGCUCAAUUUUUGUUUGUGCAAUCUAACGACCGAGUGGUUGAGAUACUUCACCAGUGGCCCUGAUCUUGUAUCAUAAUAGAGGGUUACAGUGACACGCAAUGUAGAGAACUGACCUUCGAGCGACAAUGACUGUCGUCGAGGGCGAUAUGAAGGUUAAUGGGGGGAGGGGUGAUGAGGAAGAAAAAUUGUAAGAUGUUUCUUUCUCAAUGCAUUGUUGACUUAUACAGGGACAUGAAUUCAGCAGUGAAGAGGUGAAACGUAUUUGGAUAAAGUAGGGUGAACAGGUUAAUUUCUGGACGGGGGUUAGUUUUUGGUCGAUUUCAACUUUCAUUGAAUAUUCCAUAAAUAAUCAA